GGCUCUGUCCAUCAAAUACGACAUGAAUGUUGUUCAGUAUGAGCUAAAAAAGGAGGUUCUGGAAAAAUGUCUACAGUGCCUGAUGGCAAGAAAUUGGUCCGAAGCCCAAGUGGACUUCGAAUGGUCCCGGAGAAUGGAGCGUUUAACAGCCCUUUUUCGUUAGAUGAACCCCAGUGGGUCCCGGACAAAGAGUGCCCAAGCUGUAUGCAGUGUGACAAAAAAUAUGACUUCCUUACAAGAAAGCACCACUGUCGGCGGUGUGGCCGGUGUUUCUGUGAUAAGUGCUGCAGUAAGAAGGUGGCUCUGCCCAGGAUGUGCUUCGUCGACCCAGUCCGGCAGUGUGGUGAGUGCAGCCUGGUCUCCCAGAAGGAAAUGGAGUUCUACGACAAACAGCUCAAAGUGCUUAUGGGAGGUGGUUCUUUUAUUGUCACUUUGGGCACCUCAAAGACGUCUGAGACCAUGAUGUGUCGUCUGUCCAACAACCACAGGUAUCUUUUCUUUGAUGGGGAGAGCCAUUUUGAGGUGGAACUGUCUCGGAUCUCCAGUAUGCAGGUGUUGACGGAGGAGUCCACUCCUGAAGAGAAUGACAUUCACACUUACACAAGUCUGCUGGACAGUCAGUAUAUCUCUGAAGGGGGAAACUCCAGGGCCAGUGGCAUGUUGCUCCACUACAAACCCACUGGCUCUCAGGACCCUCAGCAGUUACGCAUGGAGGCAGCAGACGACAAGAAGACUGCCUCCUCAUGGCUGGCUGCCAUGCACAAGGCUGCCAAACUGCUGUAUGAAGCUCGGGACCGGUGACUCAUUGCUAAGAUGCCCAGAGCCUGAGAGUGAUGGCACAGACCAAGUGUUUUUCUUUCCUUACCCUUCCGUCUCACAUUCUCUAAAUGCUGACAGUGCAUUUAAGUAACAAUCCAUUGAACUAUUUGGCCAACCACCAUCUAAUGCUGCUAUUCUUAAUGUUAUCAUAGACAUAAGCCAUUUGGCAUAACCAUUUCCCUUCACGUAACGCUUUUAAGGUCAUUUUUUUAAUGUGAUCUGUGUCAUAGUUCAAGUUAAGUUUCUUUGUUCAUGCGGUCUAUACUCUACUUUCAGUGCUGGCAGAUUUGGAUCCUUACCCCUUCCUUAGGGAUCCACAGAUUAGUCACCGAUUCUAGUGGUAUAUACACA
Molecule: messenger RNA, 1170 nt
Organism: Oncorhynchus tshawytscha (Chinook salmon)
Lineage: Eukaryota; Metazoa; Chordata; Actinopteri; Salmoniformes; Salmonidae
Product: zinc finger FYVE domain-containing protein 21-like
Exons: 8
Coding region: 67-801 (244 amino acids)
Molecular function (GO): metal ion binding
Source: RefSeq, a predicted model, not a curated record